Molecule: messenger RNA, 1636 nt
Organism: Paramisgurnus dabryanus
Lineage: Eukaryota; Metazoa; Chordata; Actinopteri; Cypriniformes; Cobitidae
Source: RefSeq, a predicted model, not a curated record
GUCAGCGCUGCCGUAAACCGAUGAAACUGUCGCGAUGACAGUGUUUACGGACUUUGACACGAAUCGAAUUAUUUUGUGAAAUGAAAUCAUUAAACCUCUGCCGAAAAAGAGACUUAAUGUAAGUAAGGAAUGAGAUCAGAAGGAGUUUGGUGUGAGACUCUGAUGAGUGAUGUUGUGUGUACGUGAGUCUCACACUGUUCUGGUGACUGGAGGAGCAGGAUUCAUUGGAUCUCAUUUAAUUCUUGCUUUGGCUGCAAGAUAUCCACACUGGAAAAUCCUCAAUAUAGAUAAUUUAGAUUACUGCUCGAGUCUGAAGAACCUGAAGUCUUUAGAGAACACCAGCACUUAUAAAUUCAUUCUGGGAGACGUAUGUGAUCCAUUAUUCAUAACCCAUCUCUUUUCAACCGAAGACAUCAGUGUUGUCUUUCAUUGUGCUGCUCAGACUCAUGUCGAGAAUUCGUUUGUGUGUCCGUCACGGUUCAUGCAUGUAAAUGCAGAUGGUACCGGUGUGCUGGUCAGAGCCGCAUUUCACGCUGGAGUCAAGAGAUUCAUCUUCGUGAGCACCGAUGAGGUGUACGGACCCAGUUUACAUCAGCCGUUUGAUGAAGCGAGUCCACAAAAACCAUGCAAUCCAUACUCGUCGUCUAAAGCCGCUGCAGAGAACGUCGUCAUGUCCUACUGGAGGAAACACAAGUUUCCUGUUAUUAUAACAAGGAGCAGUAAUGUAUACGGACCUCGGCAGUAUGAAGAGAAGGUCAUUCCCAAAUUCCUGUCCCUCAUACAACAUGAUCAAAAAUGCACUAUUGAGGGCACAGGCCUGCAGUCCAGACACUUUCUUUAUAUUGAUGACCUCACUCAAGCCUUUCUUAUUGUGAUGGAGAAGGGCAUUCUGGGAGAGAUUUACAAUAUCGGGACCAACUUUGAGAUUCCCAUCAUUCAGCUGGCCAGAGAACUUGUGCACAUGACAGGGAAGAAUGUUUCAAAUGAAAAUCUGGAUGAAUGGAUACAGUUUGUUGAAGAUCGACCUGUCAGUGAGAAGAGAUAUCCCAUGAUAUCAGAUAAACUUCACAGACUCGGGUGGAGAUUAAAAGUAACGUGGAAAGAAGGAAUUCGAUGCACAGUUAAAUGGUAUGAAGAGAAUCCAGAGUUUUGGUCGUUGAUUACUAACAGGGAGGAAGAAAACUUGACAGCAGCUGUUGUUGGAUCUGCCGAAGCCGAUUAAAGAUGUCUUUAUAAAAUAAGUUUAAUAGAUUUGAUCUAGUCUAUAAAAAUCUUUUAACUGUUUUACUGUAUUUGUUAUCUAUUUUGAUUGAGACUGUACAUAUGUAAACUUGUGAUACUGAUUUAAAAUAAAGGACUUGAAAAUGAAUUACUUGAAGAGUUUAUGCAGGUGAUUCAGUGUUUAAUAAAGUUUACUUUUACAGUCUUAUCUUAAGCCAGGAUUAUGCCUUAGUUAAAUUAGGAUAUUUAAGUGCCUUUGUUAAAAAUUCCUUAUAAAAACAUGACGACGGUGGGCAUCUUGACAGUAACAGGGCAAGCAUUCAUUAUGUCUGUGAAACCGGGCAAAUGCAAUUUAAUACAAAGGCCACUGGAUUGAAGAUGACCAAAACACUUUAAAUUGGGUUUUUAAAAGAUG